GUUCAGAUUCGAAUGCAUGCGCUUUGACAGCCAUGUCGAAACCAAUUUCCUUCGGAUUUGGUAAGCAGAAACCCUCUGCGCCAGUCAAAGGACCAAUCCUACCUGCUAGAAAGACCGCACUCGCAAAUGGCCGGCCGAAAACUGCGCUCCGCCAUGAUUCAGACAACGAAGAUGAGGAAGAGCCUAGACACGAGACUCGGAAGAGCUAGUCAUCAAGAACGCCGGAAAUGCCGAUUGGCGAAGACGAGGUCGUAAGAACCUUCUUCCUGCUGAGGUGCAGGCCCAACAGCAGAAUGGACAUGUUAUCGUGGUUGAACGAGAUGAAGUCAGUACCGCGAGUGGGCUGCAGCUUGCUGAAAUAGGUGGCAAAGCCGUAGCUGUGGAGGGCAAUGGCGAACAGCAAACUGCGCCUAAUGAAAACGAGCCGGAGGCAACACAUAAAGACUUGACUGCGGACGAGGAAGCGUUACAAGCGCUUCUGGACGAUGGGUCAGGCAAGCCGAAGUCAAAUGCUGUCAUAACGCAACAGGGAAACAUGCACACAUACCGAGACGAGGCGCAAGAUUACAGAGAAGACGUCGCGUCAAGACCGGACUCGAGUACACUAGAAGAGUAUGCCGCUAUGCCGGUUGAAGAGUUUGGCAUGGCGAUGCUAAGAGGGAUGGGUCAGAAACGACGUGCCAACGGCGAGGUUAUCAAUUUCAACCCUUCAGCAGACGAGAAUCCACGAAAGCUACGCAAGCAGGAAGGAUUUCUCGGAAUAGGUGCGAAACCCGCUCCAGGAACGAAUGGUGUUGAACUAGGCGCCUGGGGCAAGGCAGAUAUGCGAAAGAACAACAAGGGCCAAGGCUUUUUCACACCACUCAUGCGCGAGAACAAAGCCACAGGAGAACGGAUCUCGGAGGAUGAAUUGCAGAAGAGGUUGAAAGAGUCGAAAGGUCAGGAGAAAGAGGAAGACUGGCGACAGCGCAGAGAUCGCAACCUGGAGCGCAGUGGUCGGGAAGAGGGCCGUGAACGCGAGCGGGAUCGAAAGAGUGGAGAUGAUGACUAUCGUGACCAGAUGAAUUCAUUUUCGCGCUCAAGCUCGUCCAAGCGAGACGCGGAUGACAGAGAUACUUCUCGCGCAAGACGACGCAAAGACGACAGAGAUUACGAUGUCUCCAGGUCAAGAAGGGACGAAGAUAGAUCGAAAGACCGACGACAACGGGAUGAUGGCGACCAUGAUAGCCGGCAUCGAGACAGACACAGAGACCGAGAACGAUAUCGAGAUGAUGAUCGGUAUGAUUCGAGUUCGUCUCACCGCAGCCACAGAGAUCGCGAUAGAGACAGGGACAGAGAUAAGGAGCGCCGCGACCGUGACAGGAGGUAGCUUGACUUGAGCGCUGCGUGAGGAAUACCAUACAUUCUACCCUCUUGGUGGAGGGUUCCAGCAUCAAAUUAUCCUUUCUUUUUCGAGGCUACUAUUCUAACAUGACAAAAUCCC
Exophiala xenobiotica is the source of this 1483-nucleotide messenger RNA. RefSeq lists its product as uncharacterized. Gene Ontology annotation, biological process: mRNA splicing, via spliceosome. The coding region runs from base 536 to 1369 and encodes 277 amino acids. The record is from RefSeq and is a predicted model, not a curated record. NCBI's taxonomy places the organism in Eukaryota, Fungi, Ascomycota, Eurotiomycetes, Chaetothyriales, Herpotrichiellaceae. Gene Ontology annotation, cellular component: spliceosomal complex. The transcript is spliced from 2 exons.